CCUGAAUCUUAAAAUAUGGAUCCUAAGUCUAAUUGUCAAGAGACAUAUUAAUGUUAGAUCUGUCAAAUUUAUGUAGCUAAAUAAAGCUAAUAAAUUCACGAUGCCACUUGUUUAUAAAAGAAAAAUGUAUUUUUUCUUAACUUUAAAUUAGUUUGAAAAUAAAAACAUCUAGAAUAAAUUUUUUCCCAAUAACAAUUUUCAAUAAUCUUAAGCUAACUUUAAUGGUUAGAAUUAGGACUCUAAAUCUACAUUUUCAUUUAUAUCUGGAAAAAAUUAAUAAGGAAUCUCCAACAAUUAGGGAAAAAUAAAGGUAUAAUAUUUUCCACCACCUGUAAAGAAUUAAUAAUUCUAAGAUAAAUAAAAUAAUGGUAAUUAACAAUUUUAGUAAUCAUUAAAUGAAUAGGGAUAAAAUUUAAUUGGAUAAUAAUAGCCUUAAAGGUAUUUUCAAAUGGAUCCUUCAUAAUCUAAUGUCGAAAUAAAAUAGGAACAAUUUCCUUUUAAUUAAAAUCCCCCAAAAAGUUUUUUUCCUUAAAAAAACUAAAUUCUAUUAAAUUAAUCACAAUAACUUUCAAAUAAUUCAUAACUAAAAAAUGAACAAAUUUUUAAUUAGAAUUAAAAUAACUAUUAAUAAGGAAUUUAAAAGCCUGCCUCAAAUUAAUUAGGAGAUUAGUAACCAAUUUAGCAAUUCUAAAAUUAGACUUAAAAAGAUUUUGGAAAUAUGUCUUAAAUUAAAAAUAAUGUUAAUGUGUUAUAAUUUUCAAAACCAGUUCAAUAAAUUAAUCCUUCUACCUAAUUUUCUGUUAUGAAUCAACAAAAAAUAUUUCUGCCAAAUUAACCACAAAAAUUGGAACAGCCCUUCGUUUUUUCUUCUAAUUAAUAAUAGCAAAAUACAUAAAAUAACAUACCAUAUCAAUAAUUUUAAUGGUAAUAAUAAUAAUAGUAAUAAUAAUAAUAGUAAUGGUAAUAAUAAUAAUAAUAAUAAUAAUAAUAAUAAUAAUAAUAAUAAUAAUAAUAAUAAUAAUAAUAAUAAUAAUAAUAAUAAUAAUAACAAUAAUAAUAACAAUAAUAAUAACAAUAAUAAUAACAAUAAUAAUAACAAUAAUAAUAAUAAAAUUAAUUUAGAAUACCUUUAUUCUAGACAGAAACAGUGAAUAAUAGUAAUAUAAUACCACCUCCUAAUUAAAAUAUUAGUGCUUCAUUGCCAAUCUAAGGAUUGCCACGUUAAAUUCCUGCUCCUGGAAUGUAAUAAUUUAUAUAACCAAAUCCAUUUAAUUAGUAAGUUUAACGUCCGCUCAUAAAUAGUUAAUCAGAGGAUGAUGAUGAUGAUGAUGAUGAUGAUGAAGAUUAUAAUUUUUAUAAUCCAGGUAGAGGAUUACAAAAUUUUGAUGUUAAUAAAAAAUAUACAGAUUAUGAUGUUGAAAGAAUGAACUAAGAGUAAGUUUAUUAAUAUUUCUCAAACUUAUUAAUCAACGAAGAUCAUGGCUAUACAGAAGAUUUGAUAAUAAAUAAGCUUUAGCAAAAUUUUUAGAUUAAUAAAGAUGAAAAUAUUAUAGAUAUCUGUGUUAUAUGCCAAGAAUCCUUUACUUAAGAAACUUUUACUACCGAUAAAUAGUUGCCAUGUUUUCAUAUAUUUCACCUAGAUUGCCUAUAAGGAUGGUUAAAGAGAUCCAAACAUUGUCCAGUUUGUAAAACUUUAGUAGAAUUAUGAAUAGAAUAAAUAUAUUUGGC
Messenger RNA from Paramecium sonneborni, 1728 nucleotides. The record is from the annotation of a GenBank genome assembly. NCBI's taxonomy places the organism in Eukaryota, Ciliophora, Oligohymenophorea, Peniculida, Parameciidae.